ACAUUCGCCAACCAUCUCUUUUACCCGCAAUGUUGUUGAAAAACCACAUAAACAAUUUUUAGCGAAAAUAAACUGAUUUUAAUUACAAUCAGAAACCUCUUUUCUAGAUAGCGUACUGGUGUGAUAAGUUAGAAUACAUUGUUACAAUCGAUGCUUUGGUCAUGGGACGAAAAUAUUACUGUGAUUACUGCGACAAAAGAAUACAAAACGAUUACAGCAUUAUCAAACAACAUAAUGUAGGUCUCCCGCACCUUCGAGCCAAGGCAGAAUACUUUCAGCAAUUUAAAGAUAUAGAGCAGAUUCUUUCAGAGAUCAAACAUAAAGCACCAUGCCGUUCGUUGAAAGACGGCAGCGAAUGCACAUUUGGGGUACUUUGUAGAUUUCGUCAUUACACGCCGGAACAAAUUUGGGACAUGGAACUACUUGUUAAACGGAAACAGUUAGUUCGACAGAAACUAUCAGAACGGUUACGCAAAUAUAUGCGGAACGUAAAAGCACGAUCAGAACUAUUCAUUCAAAAACGGUUCGAUCGAACUGCAGCGGAAACAUUACCACCUUCCAUGUGUAGAUUGGAAAGCUCCAGUUUAACGUCCAGUUUUAAUCCUAUUUGUGGGCGUUAAAAAACAUCCCGCAAAAAACAGUGCGAUCAACUAAAAUAAAAGAAUAUUCUUUUCGUAAUCAAAUUUGACCGUCAA
Molecule: messenger RNA, 695 nt
Organism: Anopheles funestus (African malaria mosquito)
Lineage: Eukaryota; Metazoa; Arthropoda; Insecta; Diptera; Culicidae
Product: zinc finger matrin-type protein 5
Exons: 3
Coding region: 162-620 (152 amino acids)
Cellular component (GO): U12-type spliceosomal complex
Molecular function (GO): zinc ion binding
Source: RefSeq, a predicted model, not a curated record